Molecule: messenger RNA, 3697 nt
Organism: Bolinopsis microptera
Lineage: Eukaryota; Metazoa; Ctenophora; Tentaculata; Lobata; Bolinopsidae
Product: protein kinase C beta type-like
Exons: 16
Coding region: 19-2160 (713 amino acids)
Biological process (GO): protein phosphorylation
Cellular component (GO): cytoplasm; nucleus
Molecular function (GO): diacylglycerol-dependent serine/threonine kinase activity; ATP binding
Source: RefSeq, a predicted model, not a curated record
ACGUUAUUACAGGGAAGGAUGGCUUUCUUACGGAUGAAGAUACUGUCUGUAGAGGUCGACCAGGCCACCAAAGCAUCCUACAGUGACUUUGAGCCUUAUUGUAUGGUAAACAUCAAGGAAAAAGUUGAGGCAUCGGUUUCUUCUGCUCAUGGAAAACUUUUCACCCAAAGAAAACCGUCCUUUUAUCCCGAGCACAAUGAGUUCGAUUCUCAUUUACACAAAGGAAGGCUGAUGCAGGUAAUCGUGCUGAACAGUAAUGAUGGGUAUAUGAUCGGCGAGACCCAAACUUUGCUUCGUAACCUGGCCAAGGAGACCAACAAUGGACUCGAACCUGCUAUAUUAUCAUUGCCUCUAAGCAUUGGAACUGAUAUAAAAGGCAGUGUCAAGCUACAAGUGGUCCAGUACGGCCAACAAACAGAGGAGGCAAUGGCAGAUAUACCAGACGAGCAGCUCCCAACUGAAAUGACGCAGUUCAGACCCCGUCGUAAUGCUCUCCGUCAACAGAAAGUACACAAGAACAAAGGACAUCACUUUAUUGCCCGGUGGUUCCACCAACCUACUUACUGUGCUCUUUGUACUGACUUUUUGUGGGGACUUACCAAUAAACAGGGUUACCAGUGCAAAAUGUGCUCUAUGGUGACACACAAGAAAUGUCACCACAAGGUUAUGACAACCUGUAAAGGAGCGACUUCUGUCUCUGAUUCUAUGGAGAAUACUCUUCUAGCUAAGAACAGAUUUAGUCUUAAUGUACCUCAUAGGUUCAAGGUACAUACUUACUACAAGUUCACAUUCUGUGAUCACUGUGGAAUGUUGCUAGUAGGUCUGAGGAGACAAGGAAUGCGGUGCUCCGACUGUAAGAUGAACUGUCACAUGCGAUGUCAGGAUAGCGUGCCCAACUUAUGCGGCCUUGAUCCCAAGUUGAUGGCAGACGCCCUUGAAGAUCUACAGAAAGGGAAGUUAAAGUCAGUUCAGAGCGUACGACCUUCUAGUCACCACGGAGAUGGUGCUCCCGCUGCUGCCCACCGUUCAGUAAGCGUACCGUUGGAUAUAGGAAAAUCUGGAGUUUACGACGACACUAUAGAGCUAGCAGGAGCGAGACCAGGCACUCCAGAUCUGGACAGUUUAGCUGUUAAAAAGGAGGGAUCUCACUUGAGAUACACUAUUGACGACUUCAGCCUGUUGAAGGUCCUUGGUAAAGGUAGUUUUGGAAAGGUUUUGCUAGCGGAGCUGAAAGGCUCCGGUAAGGUGUUUGCGGUAAAAGCGCUUAAGAAGGACGUGGUUGUGGAGGAUGACGAUAUCGAGUGCACGCUGACAGAGAAACGAGUGCUGGCACUCGCCUGCCACCAUCCCUACCUUACUCAGCUACACUCCUGCUUCCAAACGGAUGACCACCUGUUCUUUGUAAUGGAAUACCUAAACGGAGGAGAUCUGAUGUUCCACAUCCAGACAACCGGUAAAUUCAGCGAGGAGCGCACUAGGUUCUACACCGCUCAAAUAAUAAGUGCUCUCCAAUUCCUUCAUUCCAAGGGAAUAGUCUACAGGGAUCUAAAGUUGGAUAACAUAUUGCUGGAUAGCAAAGGGCACGUGAAGAUAGCUGACUUUGGUAUGUGUAAAGAGAACAUGGACGAGGGAGUAACGACUAACACUUUCUGUGGGACACCCGACUAUAUCGCUCCAGAGAUUUUGAAAGAGUUGCCGUACGACAGAUCUUGUGACUUCUGGUCGCUGGGAGUGUUGGUGUACGAGAUGUUAACAGGGACCUCCCCAUUUGUUGGGGAUCUAGAGGAGGAUCUCUUCAGGAGCAUUCUCAACAGCAGAAUUACAUUCCCCAAAUACCUCAGUAAAGAUGCCAUGGCUUUCCUCAAGGGGGUCUUAGAAAGAGUAGUUGGCAACAGACUAGGAUACUGCACCCGAACUAACAUUAGAGAGCACCGCUUCUUCAGACCCAUUGACUGGGAAGCUCUGGAACGGAAAGAAUUAGAAGCUCCCUUCGUUCCUAAUGUGAAAUCAGCAGUAGAUACAGACAACUUCGACCCUGAGUUUACCAUGGAGCACGCUCAGCUGUCACCAGUUGAGACAGCGCUUAUACAAACCAUCAACCAGGAGGAGUUUGCCGGAUUUUCAUUCGUCAACACCGACUUUGGGAGCUUCAAUUGGUGAGCACCACGUGUAAAGCUUUGAGCACGUGGAGUCGCUGAAAUUGUGCACGUGUGAAAGAUUUUGCGCGGCGCAUAUCGUGCAUGUGUGAUUACAGUGCGCGGCGCUACGACGAGUUUAGUCUUAACGGAAGAAUAGAAGGAGUACUUAGAUUAAGAUAUUAUCGAUUGUACAGAAAGUUUGUUUCUGUCGUGUAUUCUGCAGUCUGGUAGCCAGCAAGUAUUCGGCUACUGUAUGUCCGUGUGUAAGUUUGUAUGAUACCUGUUUUUGUUGAUUUUGCUAAUAGUUUGAUUAACGGUUUUUUUGGUCAUUUAAUUAUUACUGGAUUAGAUUUAAGUUUGAACUGUUUAGCACCUAAUUUGGGCGUUUUGAGGACUAUUUCAUGAGACAUCGUUCUUAGGAAAUCAUGUAUUAUUAUAGUAUCGAUUGGUAUAAUAUUCUGUAAUUACGUUUGUUAUUUUCACCUGGCAUAUGAAUUAAUUUUAACAACUUCAAAAUAUUCCGUGGGCUCAUUGUUAUAUUGAUUAUCAGUUUCAUUAAUUUUAAUUCAGAGUUCAGUUUUUUUGCAAUCGUCUGAUAAAGUCGUGACUGUGUAGAUCUGUAAUUAGUAUUAUUAAGUAAAUAUUAAAAUUAGUAUACUCUAUCAUAGUUGGAUAUAUACGUACAUAGUUUUGUCACAUACCACCAAGUAAUAGUAACAGUUUCGAUGAAUGUAAAAACGACUGGUUUUGAUUUUUGAUGUUUUAUGGUGAAAUUUUCAUGCGCUUAAUCGUACUUCUUCAAGGACUUCUGACAAAUACAGUACUUAAAGUACUACUAUGGGUGUUAUUGAUAAAUCUCAUUCAAAUAUCGACAACAACAGUAUCAUUAUGAUUAAUAAAUGUAUGAUAUAGAUAUUUUAAUAAAAGCUUACAUUUACUCUGUGUAUGAUCUGGAAGUUGAUUAUCAUAAGAAUAGACGGGUUUAGAUAACGUUUUAUCUGAUCCCUGCUCAAUAACUAUAGUCGAGGAGCUCCAUUUCAACUUCAUCCCUCGCUGUCAUGGCGAUCAAAUAAUUUCAAUUAAGUUAACAGUUAGGGGUCGUUCACAUAUUACGUAAUCAGCCGAGGGGGAGGGGGCUUUCCGAAUGAUUACUUUAGUGUAAUUUUGACACAAUAGCUAUGUGUAAAAAUUAUUACGGAGGGGGAGGGGGGGUUAAAAAUUGGUCAAAAAGUGAUUACUUAAUAUUAUGUGAACGACCCCUCAUGAUGUACUCGAUUUAAGGUCCAGUUUGUUAAAAGUUAUUUCGAUCACUUUUACCCAGAUUCCUUUCUCUGAUAGUAUUAUAAUUACAGUCACAAUUAUGGAGUCACGUUUUUGAGCUGUUUUUGUACAAUACACUUACGUAGUUUAAUGACGAUUCAAUAAUUAUAUAAUAUGAUACAGCAUCUCUCCAGUUUGGGAAGAUGAUGUAUGAAAUGAAAUGCGGGCUUCUCGACAAAACAUAAUUUUUAUGGUAUCAAUGAUAACUUUUUACUAUUGUUUACUAAACAUGUUUCCUG